AUGGCCACUCCAGAGUAUGAGUCCAAGACCAUCAAGCUGCAGCAGCUGGGCAAAGUCACCACAUGUGAGGCACUGUCUGUGGUGGAUGACUAUGAAGGGAAGUCUGCACGAGAGAUAAAAGACAGGAUUUGGGACACAGCCGGGCAGGAGCGCUUUCGAACCAUCACCAGCAGCCAGCGGCCCAGCUACUACCGCGGCGCUCAUGGCAUCAUUGUUGUCUAUGAUGCCGCCCGGCAGAUGGCCAGAAGAUUUUCAGCCUUUGCUGAUGUUGCCUGUGAGGUGACUGAUAAGGAGUCCUUCAACAACGUGAAGCAUUGGGUCCAGGAGAUUGACAAGUACGCAGCUGAUGGCGUGAACAAACUCUUGGUGGGCAACAAGUGCGACCUGUCUUCGAAGAAGGUAGUGUCAUAUGAUGAGGCCAAGGAGUUGGCGGACUCCUUUGGCAUCCAGUUCAUGGAGACCAGCGCCAAGAACGCCCACAACGUGGAGCAGGCCUUUCAGACAAUGGCCAAGGAAAUCAAGCAGCGCGUGGCGUCGCAACCGCAGGCCAAGAGCGGUGCGGGCAGCACCACCUUGGGCGCUGGACGUCCUGUGAAUCAGGGCGCUGGCGGAGCUGCGUGGUCGCGUGAACCAGCGGUGGCGGAAGAGCGUGCAGAGUUUGGCCACCGUAAAGUUGCGGAUCUCGUGAUGAGGCUCCACAGCGGCACAGCAGAGGCCUUCCACGACCUGCUUGGCCCCUUGGAGGAGCCAACAGCCACAUCUCCGCGCACAGAUACGUACGAGCAGGACUUCCGCAACGAGCUUCGUGACGCAGUGAGGGCCUGCGACGUCGAACGUCUGGGCUCUGUGCUGGACAGUGGGUCAUCUUUGCCCAGCGCACGACGUGUAGAGAUCUUGGGUGAGAGUGAUGGCAGUGGACGUACGCUGCUGCAUCUCUGUCCCACCUGGGCCAACAGUAACAAUGCCACGAAGGCAGUGAGGAAAUUGCUGGACAGCUCGGCCAAUUGCGACGCAGUGGACGCCUUUGGUCGCACCCCUUUGGAGGCGGCCAUUGAGUCCUGUGCGCAGCGCGAAAUGGAGGAUCCUGAGCCAGUGCUAAAGCUCUGUGAAGCGCUGAUACCCCACAGCAGUACACAGGUGUUCUUGGAUAAGCAGACUGGCGACACUGCGAUCGGUCGUGCGGUCGUGACCUUGCUGCAAGACCACGGUGUAGCAGUUGAAGUGGAAGGAGAGCCAGCGCCCACGGAAGCAGUUGAGGAGAGCACUGUAGCUGCAGGCCGGGUCGGUCUUCAACCUGAUCUCAGUGCUGUUACUAUGACCUUCGAAGAUCAGUUACCAGCAGUGUAGUUCAGGACAUCAUGAACACGGCAGUUGCUAUGCAGCGUGCUGCAAGCUGCUAGGAUUGCUAAUUCGUUCCGAGCCCUUAGUUCUUUAAAUUGUUUGGGACCGCAUGCAGAAAGGACAUGCAUUGCUCUUAGCUAGUGGCGUG
Messenger RNA from Cladocopium goreaui, 1489 nucleotides. NCBI's taxonomy places the organism in Eukaryota, Dinophyceae, Suessiales, Symbiodiniaceae. The record is from the annotation of a GenBank genome assembly.